Argiope bruennichi is the source of this 3199-nucleotide messenger RNA. Its product is annotated as DBH-like monooxygenase protein 1 homolog. Lineage: Eukaryota; Metazoa; Arthropoda; Arachnida; Araneae; Araneidae. The record is from RefSeq and is a predicted model, not a curated record. Gene Ontology annotation, molecular function: copper ion binding; dopamine beta-monooxygenase activity. Bases 1060 to 2967 code for a protein of 635 amino acids. Gene Ontology annotation, biological process: norepinephrine biosynthetic process; octopamine biosynthetic process; dopamine catabolic process. Gene Ontology annotation, cellular component: secretory granule membrane. The transcript has 14 exons.
AACGCUGAAGUACUGCAGCUGUUACAGGCCAUGAAAAAAACAAGCAUCCCUGUUUGGAUCGUGACUCCUCUCACUUCUCUGCGGUGAGGACUGAAGUGAGGUUCACCCAAGCCGUGUGGCUACGCUCAGGUGAAAAGAAAACAAAUGCUUUGUUUCAUCUGAACUCCGGGUGAAGUAAUCUGUUUGUGGCAAAUCAAGUUCAAGACCAGAAGAAAUCGCUUGACAGUCAGUGACAGUUGAAACCAACUGCAUUUAGUAGAAGUUUACCGUAAAUCGAGGAACUAGUGAAGCAGAUUCAUCACAUCUGUUUUGAAAUUUGGGUUCGUGCUGGCUUGUUUGUUUUGAACUUUUUUGCCAAAUUGUCAGUAGAGAGAAAGUUUUGUUGACAGUGAUUUUCUGUGAACCCGAAAACUUGCGUUUUGUUUACUUCGACGGAAUAAAUGUCCAUGAUUUAUCAUAGAUGAAAACUUUGAUUGUUAAGUUUAGUGUAAAUUUUAUGUUGUUUCGUUUUUUUUGCAUUUAAAAAACUGCAUUUAAAAAAAAUAAUUGAUAGAAUCUAAAGAAAAGCUUUUUUUUUUAAUUUGUCCUGCUAUAUAUCAGUAAUUUCGUUAAAUUAAAAAAAUAUAUAUGUAUAUAUUGUUCAGAAUAUCAAAUUUCAGUCCUCAAUGUUUCGCUUGAAAUUAUUUUGAUGACUGAUUGAAAUGAAUUUUCUUUAUUUUUUGUCAGUAAGAAUGAUGGAAAAUUAAUUGCUUUUCAAUUAAGAAAAUGCUUAACUGACAAUUUUUACAUCAUUUGCAUGGAAGAAUAUAUAUUAUUAAAGAAGAGUGAAAUUGAAACAUCUUUCACUUAUAUUCAAGAAGAACUAAUAUUAUGUUUGAAAACACAUUCAUCAUGUCAAUUGAUAAUAGUUUCUGACUAAUAUGGGAUUGAAUUUGUGAAUUAUAGACUUUAAGAGCAUCUGUCAAAAGUUCAGACAAAUAGACUCUGAAAAUAGGCUUUUAAAAUUCUUUAGCGAAGAAACUUUGCUAUCACUACAUUGCGUUUUCUGAAGAAAAAGGAAUGAAAAUGUGUGUUUUUAAAGGAAAUAAAGUAUAUGUUUCCAAUUAUUGCUUAAUUUUUGCAAUCAUUGUUAUGCUCAAUUAUUUUUAUAAUGUGAAUGGAUAUCAUCAUGAAGUUUUGGACCAUAACAAUCGCUUUCAUUUAUUUUGGAAAGUUGAUAACAAAAAUGAAAAAGUAAUAUUCAGAAUAGAAGUUGAAGCAAAAGGCUAUGUCGCCUUAGGACUGUCUCCAAAUGGCGGAAUGCCGGGAAGUGACAUUGCUAUUGGAUGGGUCAAAAACGGCAAAGUCUAUCUUCAAGAUCGUCAUGCUUAUAAAAAUGCAAUGCCAGUACUGGAUGAUCAACAAGAUUGGCAACUCUUGCAUGGUUAUGAAAACGACACUCAUACUGUUCUUCAAUUUAGUAGGAAAAUUGAUACUUGUGACGAGCAAGAUUUAGCUAUAACGAAUGACACAAUCCGAGUAAUUUAUGCCUUUCACGAUGCCGAUUACUUAUCGGAUGAAAUGUUCCUUUAUCACGGGAAGGAGAGGAGAGGAGCGAAAAGUCUUAUUCUUCUCCAGCCUGUCACCAAAAAAAAUCAAUUGCCGAACGAUGUCAAGAUCUGGAAUAUACGACUACCAAAUAUAACUAUUCCUGAUGACACGGAUACUACUUAUUGGUGCAAAAUCGUAAAGGCGCCACCCUUAAACAAAAAACACCAUGUUAUUCAGGUGGAGCCCCUAGUCUCCGAACAAAGUUUAAAGUAUGUUCAUCACAUGGUGCUAUAUCGAUGUCUGGGAGCUACAGCUAGAGAACUGGAACCUCAUGUACAUCAUACAGGCCAGCCUUGCUAUGCCCCUGACACACCACAUACUUAUAUGAAAUGUGAAAGUGUUUAUGCAGCUUGGGGAAUAGGCGGAUUGGCUGUAGUUAUGCCAGAACGAGCUGGAUUGCCACUUGGAGACAAACCUAAUCUCUAUUUUCUUUUGGAAGUUCAUUACGAUAACAGCGAAUAUCAUUCAGGAUUUGUUGAUCAAUCAGGAUUUAAAGUUUAUUACACUCCAAAUUUGCGUCGAUAUGAUGCUAUGACUCUCAUGAUUGGAGCCUCCGUAGAUCCUUGCAUAGUAAUUCCGCCAGGUCGACGGAAAUUUACCAUAGCUGGGCAUGCAGACCCUCGUUGUCUUGGGCCGGCAAUACCUCCUGAAGGAAUAAGAAUCUUUGCAGUCUUCUUACAUUCCCAUCUUCUUGGUCGUCAAAUGAAGUUGCGACAUUUUCGUAACAAUAUCGAGUUGCCAUUCAUUGCAUCGGAUCAACACUACGAUUUUAAUUAUCAAGAUUACAGAUAUUUACCUCAGGAAGUCAUUGUUAAACCUGGUGAUCAUCUAACAGUCGAAUGCACUUACGACUCAACAGGAAGGAAUAUUACAACGUUUGGUGGCCUUGGAACUUUACAAGAGAUGUGCCUCGCUUUCAUUCUUUAUUAUCCAAGAAUAGCUAGAGCAAGAGCAUUUAGCAGUGCGACGUGCGAUUUAGUUAAAAGUUUGGCUGGUAUGGACACAAGAAACUCAAAUGCAGACGAUGAUAAUUCCAAUUUUACAUUUUACCAACACUUUCACACAAAUAACCCUUGGGAUACUUAUUAUUCGGGUAUUGCAGAAGCAGCAAUGAGAUUCGGGUAUCAUUCGUCGCAAUGCUAUCUUGGUGACGGAAGAAGAGUGCAGAUAUCUGGUCUAAUAACAUAUCCUAGAAAUAUUCGACCGUAUAUAGAACCAGCAAGAUGCACAUACAUUGAACCAUCGAGAUCUCAAGAACAAUGGAAGGACAAUUUUCUGUACACUACUUACUCUUCAACAGCAACAAUGACUUCAGUGCACCAGCUUAUUAUCAUUGCGUGUUAUUUUCUUUUAAAACUCUCAAUAACAUUCUCUUAACCAAAAAUGCUUGAAAAAUACCUGUCAUCUUUGAAUGCCUGUGCCGCUCUGAAUUAGAUUACAUAUCCACUACUUGCAAUACAAGAACCUAAUUUCAAGCGACACGAAAUAUUUUGAUCAAUUUAAUUCCAAAUUAUAUUAAUGUAGAUUUAUAAUACAGGGUAACCUAAUUAGAAAUAUUGUAAGAUCGCUUUAUUUAUUACAACGCACAUUUUUAUACUUAAAACUUUUA